GGCGUUGCCAACGACGCCCUGCCGAGGUGGAGGCCUCGCCCAAGCCAGCCUCCCGCAGUCGCCAUCAUUGAAAAAAAAAAAAAGUCAGUUUCUUGGCCAGGAAAAGGUGUUUCGUGCUUCGGUUGCUCCGAGAAGAAUUAGACAUGGGAGAGGGCAGUCACGGCGCAGAGGUUAAAGUAUAAUCUCUGGUCCGGAGACUGGGGAGGCUUCGAAGUCCUCUCUGUACGUUGAAAGGUCUUAUCCUGAAGAUGAAGGGGAGCUCCCUAGUGAAACCUUGACUGUUUAGGGAAGAAGACUAAACACAUGGUAUUUAUUGCUUUCUAAUAAUUGAAUCAAAGAUGAACCCAGUGAACCCUUUCAUUGGGCAGCAGCCAAGUGCUUUUGCAGCAUCUUCUAGUGGUACAGCAGGGACAUUUCAGUCCAAGCCACCCUUUCGAUUUGGUCAGCCUUCACUUUUUGGACAGAAUAAUACAUUGUCUGGAAAGAGUCCAGGAUUUUCCCACAUGCCCAGCUUUGGAACACCUUCUGGAAUAACUCAUUCUUCAGGGCAAACAUUUGGACUCACCCAGACCUCAAGUUCUGGACUCUUUUCUGGACUUGAACGAGCUCCUCCCUUUGUAGCUACUUCUGGGCCUUCAAGUUCAUCGGUGCCUGGAAACCCAGGAUUUAGUUUUAAAUCACCUACCAGCCUUGGGGUUUUCUCAAGUACUACUGCUUUUGGAUCAGAAGCUGGAGAAGUAGUGAGCUCUGGUUUUGGGAAAACAGAAUUCAGCUUUAAACCUCUGGAAAAUGCAGUCUUCAGACCAAUACUGGGGACUGAGUCUGAGCCAGAGAAAACCCAGAGCCAAAUUACUUCUGGGUUUUUCACAUUUUCCCACCCAGUUAAUAGUGGACCUGGCGGCCCGACUCCUUUUUCUUUUUCCCAGGUGACAAGUAGUUCAGCUCCCAAUUCAAGUUUUAUCUUUUCAAAACCAGUUAAUAGUAAUAAUUCAUCUUCUCCCUUUAACCCUGCUUUGUCAAACCAAAAUGUAGAGGAAGAGAAGAGAGGACCUAAGUCAGUAUUUGGAAGUUGUAAUAGUAACUUCAGUAGUUUUCCUGUAUCUUCUGGGUCUUUGGGGGAGCCCUUCUCAGUUAACAAAUCAGGUGUUCGACAAGGGUGUGAAGAGGCUGUUUCCCAGGUGGAGCCACUUCCCGGCCUCAUGAAAGGACUGAAAAGGAAAGAGGACCAGGAUUGCUCCCCGAGGAGACAUGGCUAUGAGGCAGCAGAGGACUCAGACCCCAUGUCCAGAGGUGACCAUCCUCCAGAUAAACGGCCUGUCCGCCUGAAUCGACCCCGGGGAGGUACUUUGUUUGGUCGGACAAUACAAGAUGUCUUCAAAAGCAAUAAAGAAGUAGCUCGCCUGGGCAAUAAGGAAUAUAAAAAGGAAAGUGGCUUUGUUGAGUCUGGGGAAAGUGACCACAUAGCUAUCUCAGGAGGUGGUCAAUCUAUCCUUGCACCUUCCCGGCUUCCUGGUAUAAAUAAAGAGGAAGAAACUGAAAGCAGAAACAAAAAAGAAGAGUCUGUAAGGGGAACACCUGUGCACCAGAGUAAAAGAAGUGAGAGCACGGACAGUCUUGGGCGUUUGUCUCCCACAGAAGUCACGGCGAUCCAGUGCAAGAACAUCCCAGACUGCCUGAAUGACAGGACUACCUUAGAGAACUACUUCAGCAAAAUUGCUCAAGUGCAGCGCAUCUUCAUUAGACGCAGCAAAAAGCUUGCAGUGGUGCAUUUUUUUGAUCAUGCAUCUGCAGCCCUGGCUAGGAAGAAGGGGAAAAGUUUGCAUAAGGACGUGGCUAUCUUUUGGCACAAGAAGAAAAUAAGUCCCAAUAAGAAACCCUUUUCCCCAAAGGAGAAGAAACCUGGGGACGGUGAAGCCAGCCAGGGCCCGGAGGAUCUGCCCUUUCAGCACUCUCAUCUUGGCAAGGCCGCAGUGAGGGCUGCAGCUGGUGGCCUCCUGAGUAAAAGCUCUCCAGUGAAAAAACCAAGUCUUCUGAAGGCUCAUCAGUUUGAAGUAGAUGUUUUUGACUCCGGGUCUGAGUGCUCUGAGGGCCUUGGGACCUGCGUGUCAUCGCUCAGUGCCCUAAUAGGCACCGUGGCUGAGACGUCUGAGGAGAAGUAUCGCCUGCUUGACCAAAGAGACCGAAUCAUGCGGCAAGCUCGGGUGAAGAGGACCGACCUGGACAAAGCGAGGACUUUUGUUGGCAUAUGCCCUGACAUGUGUCCCGAGAAGGAGCGGUACAUGCGGGAGACCCGGAGCCAGCUGAGUGUGUUUGAAGUGGUCCCGGGGACUGACCAGGUAGACCACGCAGCCGCUGUGAAGGAAUAUAGCCGGUCCUCAGCGGACCAGGAGGAACCCCUACCUCAUGAGCUGCGGCCCUCGGCAGUGCUCAGCAGGACCAUGGACUACCUGGUCACCCAGAUCAUGGACCAGAAGGAGGGCAGCCUGCGGGACUGGUACGACUUCGUGUGGAACCGCACUCGGGGCAUACGGAAGGACAUCACACAGCAGCACCUCUGCGACCCCUUGACAGUGUCCCUGAUUGAGAAGUGCACCCGAUUUCACAUCCACUGUGCCCACUUCAUGUGUGAGGAGCCCAUGUCCUCCUUCGAUGCCAAGAUCAACAAUGAGAACAUGACCAAGUGCCUGCAGAGUCUGAAGGAGAUGUACCAGGACCUGAGGGGCAGGGGCGUCUUCUGUGCCAGUGAGGCUGAGUUCCAGGGCUACAAUGUUCUGCUCAAUCUCAACAAGGGAGACAUACUGAGAGAGGUGCAGCAAUUCCACCCUGAUGUCAGGAACUCCCCUGAGGUGCACUUCGCUGUCCAGGCCUUUGCUGCGUUGAACAGUAACAAUUUUGUGCGAUUUUUUAAACUGGUCCAGUCAGCUUCUUACCUGAGUGCGUGUCUGUUACACUGCUACUUUAAUCAGAUCCGCAAGGAUGCACUCCGGGCUCUCAGCAUCGCGUACACCGUGAGCACGCAGCGCUCUACUGCCUUUCCCUUGGACGGCGUGGUGCGCAUGCUGCUCUUCAGAGACGGCGAGGAGGCGACUGACUUCCUCAACUGCCAUGGCCUCACUGUUUCUGAGGGCUGUGUCGAGCUGAACCGGUCUGCAUUCCUGGAGCCAGAGGGAUUAUCCAAGGCCAGGAAGUCAGUGUUUAUCACCAGGAAGCUGACCGUGUCCGUUGGGGAAGUUGUGAAUGGAGGGCCACUGCCCCCAGUCCCUCGUCACACUCCCGUGUGCAGCUUCAAUGCCCAGAACAAGUACGUCGGAGAGGGCCUGGCCACAGAGCUGCCUGUCGGGCCUCCAAGGGCCAGCAUUGAUGGAGCGGGUGACAGGAAGGGAGAGGAAUGUGGAGCAGAGCCUGAUGUCCCUCUGCCAGGUCUCCUCCCUCAACCUCUCCUGCUCCCUGUACCCUUGCCUGCGCCUCUGCCUCAUGCUCCACUGCAGAGCCUGUCUGCAGCACCCAGUCUCUUCCAGCCCUCCGUUCAGCCUGAGCUGCUGCCUCCGAAGACUGCACCUGUAUACUCUGACGCGGACUUGGCACAAGUGGUGGAUGAGCUCAUCCAGGAGGCCCUGCAGAGGGACUGCGAGGAGGUGGGCACAGCAGGGGCAGCCUAUGCAGCCGCAGCUCUGGGUGUUUCUAAUGCUGCCAUGGAGGACCUGUUGACAGCUGCAACCACAGGCAUUUUGAGGCAUGUUGCAGCUGAAGAAGUGACUAAGGAAAGGGAACGAAAGGAGGAAGAGAAGCGGCGGGCUGAAGAGGAAAGGCUGAAACAAGAGAGAGAGCUGGUGUUAGCUCAGCUGAGCCAGGGCCUGGCUGAAGAGCUGACAGAGCUAAUGGUGAUGGAGUGCGUGUGGGAGACCUGCUCACAGGAGUUGAAGAGUGCAGUGGAGAUAGACCAAAGGGUCCGUGUGGCCCGCUGCUGUGAGGCUGUCUGUGCCCACCUGGUGGACUUGUUUCUUGCGGAGGAAAUUUUCCAGACUGUGAAGGAGACACUCCAGGAACUUCAGUGCUUCUGCAAGUAUCUACAGCGGUGGAGGGAAGCUGUUGCAGCCCGGAAGAAACUGAGGCGCCAGAUGCGGGCCUUUCCUGCAGCACCCUGCUGUGUAGAUGUGAACGACCGGCUUUGGGCACUGGUGCCCAGUGCAGAGUGCCCCAUUGCUAAAGAGAACCUGGUCAGGAGCCUCUUGGACCUGGGCCAUGCUGGGAAAGUGGGCAUCUCCUGCACCAGGUUGAGGCGGCUGAGAAACAAGACAGCUCACCAGAUGAAGGUUCAGCAUUUCCAUCAGCAGCUGCUGAGUAAUGCUGUAUGGGCGCCUCUGGACCUGCCUUCACUUGUGGCCGAGCACCUCCCUAUGAGGCAGGAGCGUGAGUUUUGGAAGCUGGUGCUGGUGUUGCCUGAUGAAGAGAAGCAGUCCCCAGGGAGUCCUGGCAGAAUUUUAGCGGAUUGGCUAAAGGUCAAGUUCAUGGGAGAUGAUGGCUUGGUUGGUGACACGUGCAGUAAUGCUGGUGAGAUUCAGACACUCACGAUUUUUAAUGCACUCAGCAGCAAAAAGGAUAAGAUUGUUUCUGUCAGUGUGUGUAUAAAGGUGGUCCAUGGCACCCUCGGUGAUGCUGCCCUUGAUGCUGUGGCAACAAAGAAGGACCUCUUGGGAGCCAGUGGGCUCAUGCUGCUGCUUCCGCCCAGAGUGAAGACUGAGGAUGCAGCAGAGGAGGACAUGUAUUGGCUGUCAGCCUUGGUACAGCUCAAGCAGUUCCUGCAGGCCAAGCCCUUCCUCCCAUCACUUCCACUGGUGGUUCUUGUGCCCGGUUCCGGAGAGGACCCCAUCGGGAAGGACGUGGAGGAUGGUUUGAUGCUGCAGGACUUGGUUUCAGCGAAGCUGAUUUCAGACUACAUUGUUACUGAAAUCCCUGAUUCUAUUAAUGAUUUACAAGGCACAAAAAAGGUUUCAUGGGCAGUUCAGUGGCUUGUCUCUCGCUGCCCCCAUGCCCUUGACCUUUGCUGCCAGACCCUCACUCAGUAUGUCGAGGAUGGAGUUGACCGUGAGUUUAGUGGCCGGUUUUUCCAUGACAGAAGAGAGAGGCAUCUGGGUGGCCUGGCCUCUCAGGAGCCCAGCACCAUCGUUGAGCUCUUCAACAGUGUGCUGCAGUUCUUGGCCUCUGUGGUGUCCUCUGAGCAGCUGUGUGAUCUGUCCUGGCCUGUCCCUGAGUUUGCUGAAGCCGGGGGCAGUCAGCUGGUUCCUCACCUGCACUGGAACUCCCCAGAACACCUGGCCUGGCUAAGGCAGGCUGUGCUUGGGUUUCAGCUUCCACAGAUGGACCUUCCACCCCCUGAGGCGCCCUGGCUUCCUGUGUGCUCCAUGGUUGUCCAGUACACCUCCCAGAUCCCCAGCUCACGCCAGGCACAGCCCAUCCUACAGUCCCAAGUGGAGAACCUGCUCCGCACAACGUACCGCAGGUGGAAGAGCAAGAGCUCCUUCCUGGGCCAGGGCGCAGGGCCCUCAGUCACCGACAUUCCAUGGGAUGACAUCAUUGCCUUGUGCAUCAACCACAAGCUGAGGGACUGGACACCCCCCAGGCUCCCUGUCAUAUCAGGUGCACAGAGUGAAGAUGGUCAGAUAUGUGUGUAUUUUUUUAAAAAACACUUGAAGAAAUACGAUGUUCCUUUGUCAUGGGAACGAGCCAGAGUGCAGACACAGAAGGAGCUACAGCUGAAUCCAGGAUGUUUGGGGAUAAAGACUUUUCAUCCUUCUGCAAGCAGUUUUCCCACUCCGUUGCUUCACUUGCAUCACAAAGGGAAGAGAAAUGCAGAGUGCUGCCGACUAGGGCGAAGUCUCAGUGCGGAGGACCUUGUGCGAGGAGCUUCUGCUGAGGAGCUCCUGGCAGAGUGUCUGUCCAGCAGCCUGCUGCAGGAGAAAGAGGACAACAAGAGAUUUGAAGAUCAACUUCAGCAGUGGUUGUCUCAAGACUUGGGAGCACUUACAGAUUCAACUUCCCUUCCCUUCUACCUUCCUCAGACCCUACUUUCUCUUCCUCAGACUAUUGAAUCUGUAGUGAAAACAUCUACAACCAGUAGCCCACAGAAUGCAAGAACAAAGGAACAACUGCAGCUGUCAGAAGAAACAGAUACAUCUCUGACAGAACGGUUAAAGUACCUGGAACGGCUGAUCCAGAGUUCAAGAGAAGAGGAACUUGCCUCCGAGCUCCAUCUCUCUGCACUGCUGGACAUGGUGGACAUUUAAGCAGCCUGACCUGAUGGGAGGGCUUCUCUCCAGAAGAAUUUCUGCUUUUACUCAAAAUUAUGUUAUUCUCAGAUGCUUGCUUGAUGCACUGUUGGAAAUGCGAUUAUUAAUCAUGCUGAUAAACCAUUUGAAUCUCUAAUGAGAUCCCUUACUGUUUUCAGAACGAAAAGCUGUUGGCCAUUGUGACAUCUUUGAUAUUAUCUGUUUCAUGAUCUCUUCAGACUGUCAUUCGCUGGCACAAGCUCUGAGGGAGUUUGCAGCUUUCAUUUCCAUGUGUAAUAAGUGAUUAAUUCUCUCA
This is a messenger RNA of Heterocephalus glaber (naked mole-rat), 6582 nucleotides long. It is a transcript of the gene Mcm3ap, whose product is annotated as minichromosome maintenance complex component 3 associated protein. Lineage: Eukaryota; Metazoa; Chordata; Mammalia; Rodentia; Bathyergidae. The record is from RefSeq and is a predicted model, not a curated record. Gene Ontology annotation, cellular component: cytoplasm; transcription export complex 2; nucleus. Gene Ontology annotation, molecular function: nucleic acid binding. Gene Ontology annotation, biological process: mRNA export from nucleus.